AUGGAUUUUGAAAGUGAACACACUUGACACGGCUUUCCAGUGCAGCAUGAGCCGGUUUCUGUUGGGCUGCAUCCAGUUGAGGGAGGUGUGAUGAUGGCAGUCAGUGCUCCACUUUUCAAUGACCCGCCUGCACCCCUUGGAGAGCCAGGAGAGCCUUUCAGUGAGCUCUGGAACUAUGAAGUUGUAGAAGCAUUUUUCUUGAAUGAUGUAACUGAGCAGUAUUUAGAAGUUGAACUUUGUCCACAUGGACAGCAUUUGGUGCUUUUUCUCUCUGGAAGAAGAAAUGUGUGGAAGCAAGAACUAGCUUUAUCAUUCAGAGUGUCUAAAGAAGACACAAAAUGGAAAGGCAAAGCUUACCUUUCUUGGACAUAUUUUCCACCAAAUGUGACAAAAUUCAAUUCAUUUGCAAUUCAUGGAUCAAACGAUAAAAGACACUAUGAGCCUCAGCGUGAGUUGCAGGAAGGACAAGAGCCUGACUUCCAUCGUCUAGAAUAUUUCAAGCCUUUCAGUUUUAACACACUGUUUGGAGAUGAAUGGAAGCAACCAGAAUCAGACCUAUGGCUAACAGAGAAACCUGAUGUGCAGGAAAUUAAUAGAUAACAAAUCCUGUAAACUAUAAAUUUCUCUUCACUUUUUAAGAUAAACAAAUAUAAUAACUCUUCAGGCGCCAUGAACAUAUUUCAGCCAAAAACAUUUUCAUACAGAUCACUGAAAAUAUGCUAUCUAUGUAGCAAAUUGUACAUGAUUAACAAGAAAAUGGAAAGAUUGUAGAUGAUUUCAUCUACAGUGUUGAGAUGGUUCUCAUGACUGUCUAAUCCAGUAUCUAGGAUGGUACUGUAGGGGCUGUUGAUUGCUGUGUGUAAGCAUCAUGGAAAGAUUGUAGAUGAUUUCAUCUACAGUGUUGAGAUGGUUCUCAUGACUGUCUAAUCCAGUAUCUAGGAUGGUACUGUAGGGGCUGUUGAUUGCUGUGUGUAAGCAUCAUAUCAAAUGUCUCUUACCCUCUUACCCAUGAACAUCAACCAGCUUGAGAAGAGAUAUUUUAAAGCUAUGUAAUAUAUAUUAAUUCUUCUACUCUGAAUCUUGAUAUUAGAGCAUAGUGACCUAUUAUUUCAGUGGAAUAGAUUUGUAUCUGUUAAGACAUCCUUAAGAUUCACAAAUUAUUAAAACAGCUACUUUUCCUGUCUUAGAUGGAUUUUUACCGUGUAUAGAAAUAAAGUCUUGAAGUUAA
Molecule: messenger RNA, 1228 nt
Organism: Dipodomys spectabilis (banner-tailed kangaroo rat)
Lineage: Eukaryota; Metazoa; Chordata; Mammalia; Rodentia; Heteromyidae
Gene: CUNH4orf33
Product: chromosome unknown C4orf33 homolog
Source: RefSeq, a predicted model, not a curated record